This is a messenger RNA of Ambispora leptoticha, 344 nucleotides long. NCBI's taxonomy places the organism in Eukaryota, Fungi, Glomeromycota, Glomeromycetes, Archaeosporales, Ambisporaceae. The record is from the annotation of a GenBank genome assembly.
AUGCGUUGGCAGUGUGAGCAUUGUAAUAGUGAAUUUUUCAAAUCAUAUGCUUUAACACAACAUAUUUCACAAAGACACCCCUACCUCCAAGAUAUGACAAAUCAAUCUGUUGAACAAGUAGAUAAUGACAUUUGGAAUCUUCCGGAUUAUAGUUCUAGUUAUUAUUCAUUUUCAGAACAUGAUUCGAAUGAUUCUAAAAUAUACAGAAAUGAAGUUACCUCAACAUCACCUACACCCGGAAUAGAUUCUUCUAUAGAAAUAGAAGAUAACUUUAAUGAAAAUGAAGACAUGUCUGAAUCAUCUUAUUUAGAUAUGGAAAUAGAGGAUCUUUUGUCAGAUUCUGA